AUGAAGAUCUUGUUCCUUGCGUCUUUGACGACGGAAACUGGAAAUUUCUCCACCGCCGAUCGACUUAGGUAAGUGUUCGCGAUCUAAUUAAGUGUUCGUAAUUGUUUUAUGUUGGCGAACAGGUACUACUAUCAACGAUUAACCUCGAAAAUAUGUAAUCGGAGGUCACCUUUUGGUCGCAUUUUGGGAAGGUAAUAUUUCUAUUUGGCAGAUUUAUCAAUUAGAAGAGCUUUUAUUUUGUUAAAAUAUAAAACGGAAUAAUAUCAAAGUGCCCUUAGAUAUUGAAAGAUAUCUGCAGGUUCUAAAGGUCCAUACGCUGACCGGUUUGCAAUUCUCACAAAAAUUUCGUGGCUGUGUGUAUCUGUAUUCGGGAAAUAUAGACAUUAAAGAUUCACGAGAACUUUUCAGGACUUCUUUGCCCGUCAAAACCUCGUGUAGCUAGUUUAACAGAUUAAUAUACCGGAAAAUUAGAUUUAUUUUCAAAAAUAAUGUAAAAAUAGUUUAAUAAACUGGCUAAAUGGCAUAUGUAACUAUCGAAUAUUGGUUUGAGUUUAGUGCAAAAAUUUCUUAUGUACUUCAGUUUAAGGGACUGAAAACCAAUUUUUUUUAUGAUUAGAGAAAAUUUGGAAAUAUUUUGAAAGUGUUUAGACAAUCUUUGGUGAUUAUGUCAAAUAAAUUUUCAGAAAUCCGAUUUUUGAGAAGGAGGAAAUCUCACAUAUUGUAGGCUUAGAAAAAGUAAACAGGCACAUAUAUGUGUUUUCAGGGUACUGCAAGUUUAAAGUAUCUUUUCUUUUCUCGCUGGUAAAUUCCUAGGAGGUGUCUAACUGAUUAUGACAUAGCCUGCUGCUUGCGUUGUGUGACAUCCUUUGAAGACAGUGAGUCAGUAAACAAGUUUGUUAAAACUGAUGGUUUCCAGUGUGCCAUUGGCAUACAUGCUUGGAGAGCUGGACGGCUAUUAUUAGGUAAGUCAGUAUCUAAACUAACCCAAUACAAAACUUUUGAAACACCUUCCUGGACACAAUUUUUGCUUCUACAUGAGUUUGUCUUAAUGGAUGAUAAGAUCUAACAUAAGUGAGACACAGGCAGACUCAUAUGGGAAUCUGAGACAGGAGUCAUGAAUCCAUUUGAUUAUUGAUUCUGUUAUGAUUUUGAUCAAGGUUACCUGCACAGUAAUUAACCUGCAUUUAACAUGUCAUCAAAAUGAAACUUCUCCCAACUAAGUCAGGGUGGAAUUUUUGUGUUGCAUCUUGAUAUGAGAUGUUAAUCUCUUUGCUAAUAUUCCUGAUAAUGCAUAGAAGGUAGAUUGGAGAACCACAGAUCUUAAAAAUGAAAGGGUAAAUACUGCAAUUAAUAUUAAUGUGUGAUAGAUAAAUUGAAAGAAAUGGGUUGAGCAAUUCUCAUUAAACAUAGUAAUUAUAGAAAGUGGAUAUGAUAAUUAAAGAGAUAUGAAAAUUUCCUUUUUAACCCUUUGCCAGAUUGCCCAGUGCCAUUUGCCAUUAUAUUUGGAGGAACAGAUCUUAAUGAAUAUGACAGAGACAAAGAGAAGUUUGAGACUAUGACCAAAGCCAUCAGGAAGGCAAAGUAAUGACAUAAACUCAGAAUCAAAUUUACUUGCUUGUUUGUUUAGAGAUUUUGCUAUGUGAAAGUGGAUGGAUCAUACUUUUUGUUACAGUUAAGGAAGGACAUACUUUGGAAGAGAAAGAACUGCAGACUAUCUAUUGUUAUCAGUCACUUCUGGUAAUAUCUGAACAUCCUUUGAAAUCUUGCUCGAGGGGGCAUCUUCAGACAUGUUUGGUCCUUUCACAAAAAAUCCUGGAAAAAUAAUUUCAUACCGUGAUAUAUCAUUGAGACUUCUUUGGGGCAUUAUAGCAUGUUUAAAGUGUCAUUAGGUGAUGAAUAAGGAAAUCAAAGUGUCUCAAUCAUGAUUUUAAGCGGUAUGAUUGUAAUGCACUUUUCCACUCUCCUACAUGGCUUUUAUUGCCACUGAGUGUUCUCAUUCAUUUCUAUUAUCAGGUACCUUGUGGCCUUCAGCUCUUCAAUGAAGAAUCAAGCAGUGGUUCUGUGGGUGGGUUUUGAACAAUAAAAUUAUUAUCUGUAAAUAUUAAGAUUUGAGAGAUUAAAGUAGUUUUUAAUGAAUGCUAAAAAUGGUCUUUGCAAUCAUGGAGAUUAGGGCACAUUUCUUGUCAAACAAUUCAUUAUAAAACAUAAAUGGUGCUGUGUUUCACUUUUUUCUCAACACAAAAAAUUGGUAUUUUUUCCAUUUUGCUUUACAGCCAGAUUGUGAAGAGAAGAUAAUUUUACAGCCACAAGGUAAUCAAUGAAUCUUGCUUCAUAAGUUAAGUUUAGUAUGCAUUUCAUAUUAUUUUUUUUAUGUUUAACUUGAAAAAAAAAUUGUACCUAAAAAGGUCAUUACUUAUUGCCUUAAUCAGUCUUUCACUUCAUAACUCUUGCAGCAGUUUGUGUUGAGCCUUCAGGAUUUCUGUUCCAUGACUAUUGCAAACAAGUCAUUGGUGAGCAAUAAAUAAUAUGCAACUUAACGAUUAUAGUGUUCUAAUACUAGAGUUCAGUUUUCUGUCAUUUAUCUGAAGUUGUUCCAUUUCACCUUGGUUUAACUUCUCCUUGCUGGCAAUUGAAGGUGAAAAAACCAAGGAGAUUUUUGAGUGGCUCUCAACCUGACCAUAAGAAUAUCUUAAAGCCAUAUUAAAUGUUUUUUUUGGAUUUGUUUUGUUGUUGAUGUUGUUUUUAAUUUCAUUUAUAGUUUGAGUGGUGUUUUUUGUUUCUUUUUUAGAUGCACAGAGACAACAUCAAAUUUCAAAUGGUUUCCUCAGUCACAAACAUUCUGGCUUAGUGAGUUAAUCAAGUAUAUACUUAAAAUUAUUAAUUAUAAUAAUUUAGCGUCACUCUCUCAAAUUUGGUAUUUCAGUAAUCAGUACUGAGAAGUAACUGGGUAAUAAUAUUGCAAAUCUUCAGUUACUGCAUUUAACAGAUUAAAAGAAAACAAUUUCUCUUGCUGUAUCUUGGCCUGACUAAUGUUUUUCACAUUAAUGUAUACAGCCUCCUUGAAUUCCAAAACACUAUCUUAUCAGAAUCAGUUUACCUCUUAUGACAUCAUUUUGUUUUUAUAGACUGUGUUUUUGUUGGUUGCUGGUUUAAGGCGAGUGAAAGACCCUCUUUAUCUGGCAGAGUCAAUAUCAGGUGGGUGUGAUGCUUUGGCUCAUUGGUGCGACAAGCCAAUCAGAGCUUAUGUACCAUGGUUUGAACCUUUGACCCCUUAGAGUGAUUAGCAUCUAAUUUCUCCUUACAAUCUCAAGAAACUCUUGAUUGUGAAAUAAAUUCUCCUUGCCAGCACAUUAGGAAAUGUUUGGGAAAUAGUAUGGAGAAUAUGCAUAUUGAUGUUAGGGUGUGGAGGGUUAAGUUAAGACUUUUCUUAACCCUUCAAUUUUAAGGGCAUAAUUUCCAUUGUCAAAAAUUAUCUUCAUUUUCACUUCAUGUUAGCUUGAUGUAGUGUUGAAAUUGUAAGAAGGAAAAAAGAAGUAGUUCAUUAUCUGUCAAUUGUUCCAACUAACACCUUCCUUGAUAAUUAUUGUUGUAGAGGCAUCUAUAAUACUUAGAACAUUAAUUUUUCCCUUAGAAUGGCAUAAAGAUGACAAUAGCAUUCACUUAGUCAUAGUAGGACCAGAGGUGAGUUUCUGUUUAAACCAAUAGGAAUUUUUUGUCUUUUUGUCCCUCUGUUGGUUUAUCAUAUAAUUACUUGAGCACAGGUGGGUGGGGAUGGGGAUGGGGAUUUUCCACCUCCAUGCCACUCUCCCUCACCCCUCAGUUCCCAUUCUGCUCUACAUCCCUCACCCCUCAUUCCUCCACUCCCAUCCUUGCUCCAUGCCCCCCUCUCCUUACCACUCUGUCCCUCUCCCCCACCCCUACCUCUCUCUCUCUCCUCUCACCCCAACCCUUCACUUUUCUGUACUCUUCACCCCCUUAACCUUUUUCUCCUUCUCUAGUACCCCUCACUUCUCCCCAUCCCUCUUCCAUCCCCACCCCAUCCCAUUCUUUCCCCCCCAUUCUCCCCCCCAUCACCUGCCUCCAUACCUCUGCCCCCUCUCCUCCCCUUCUCUCCCCACCCCUCACCUUCCAUCCCUUUUCCCCCUCUCAUCUCUUCAUCCUUCUCUCCCCACCCCUCACCUUUCCACCCUUUCCCCCUCUCAUCUCUUCAUCCUUCUCUCCCCACCCCUCACCUUUCCACCCUUUUCCCCCUCUCAUCUCUUCAUCCUUCUCUCACCCCACCCUCACCUUUCCACCCUUUUCCCCCUCUGUCAGUCCUUCUCCUCCAUCCUUCUCUCCCCACUUCACUUCUUUCCCCACCCCUCACCUUUCCACCCUUCAUUCUUCUUCAGUUCUCUCUUCAUCCUUCUUUCCCCAUCCCUCACCUUUCCACCCUUUCCCCCCUCUCAUCUCUUCAUCCUUCUUUUCCCAUCCCUUUCCCAAUAAGCCCUCACCUUUCCACCCUUUUCCCCCUCUCAUCUCUUCAUCCUUCUUCCCCUCUCUCUCAUCCUUCUUCCCCAUUCCUCCCUCUCAUCUCUUCAUCCUUCUCUCCCCACCCCUCACCUUUCCAUCCCUUUUUCUCACAUUUCACUUCUCCAUCCUUUUCCCCCACCCCCCCCCUCUCCCCCCCCCCCUCCCCCCCCCCUUUCACCCCUCACCAUUGCAUAUCUUCCUCUUCCUUUUUUCAUCAUGUCUCCAUCAUCCAUCCCUCACGCCUGGCCUCUCUGUCCUGCUUCAUCUCUCUAACCCUCAUUAAUCCUUACCCUCCUCUCCUUAUAUUUUUGUCUUAAAAUAACUCAUGCAACCUAUUUAGUUUCUCACAGGUAUGUAUUUUGUAUAAGGCACAGCACUCGGAUACUGCACUUUUAAGUAAACAUAAAAUUAUAUGAUUAAACUUUAAACACUUGCAUCACAUAAUCUUUAAAAAUUGAUAUUUGCUAAGCUUAAAGCAUUAAAUGGCUGAUUAAACUUGAGAGAGCACCGUUUAAAUUAAUUUAAUUUAACUGCACAGCCAUCAUAACACACGUGCACUUAAUUUAAAGAGCUUGAUGAAUUUGUAUUUUAUGUUUGCUUUUGUUUUCUUUCUCUUAUGUUAAUAGCUUGACACUGAAUUUGCGAGAGAGAUCAAAUCUAAAGUGCAGAGGUAUCAAUAACUGGAUAUAAACAUAAAUAAACCUCUGUGUACUGAGAAAAGGUUUUUAGGAAGAAAACGUGUCAAUGGCCUGAAAUUUAAAGGAUUUUGAAAGUUUUGUGUUCUUGACAAAAUAAAACACAAUAACCUACACAAGAAUUAAGAAAUUGAUUUAGAUUCCUCCUCAGGAACGAAGAACCCUUUGAAAUGUGCCUCACUCCCAUAGUGUGAGUUCAUGACUCACUUGCUAGUAACGCCAAACUAGUGCCUGGGAGGCAGGGUUUGAAUCGAGUCAAAGCCUGAAUUUUUGUCAAUCUUCUUUUCUACAAUUGCCUGUAAAGUACAGCUGAUCUGCAAGGAUCAUUGCUUAAGUUACCUGAGUUUAUAAUUUGCAAAUUUCAUACCAUAGGCUUAAUUACUCCUGUAACUAGUGACAUUUUCAGUUCUGCUAAAUGAUUUCUCAGGAGAGAUUUGUUACACUCCCUUUUAUGUUACUUGAUGUAUGUGGGGUACUAAACUUCAUGUUACUAACUUUCCAAGAUAAUUUUGCAAUGACAAAAAAUGUGAAAAUGAAUCCCCAAUUUGUAGAUGAAAUAUACUUUCUCCAACUGCAGUGCAUAAAUACCACAGGUCAGAUGUUUAAAUUUCAUGGUUACCAACUUUUGGAAUUGUAACUAUCACUUGUAGAUUUCCAGGAGUUUACAUUUUUCCGCCAUUGCCAGCAUGUGAUCUCCAUGCAGCAAUGCAAAGCUGCUUCGCUGUUGUAAACAGUUCAACCAGUGAAGGAAUGGCAUCUGCUCUUUUAGAGGUUAGUCAAUCAGUAAUAAAUUUAUCACCUGAAUCGCCGCCAACGGACUGCAUCAGAACUAAGACUUAAAUCAAAGCUGUAUUUUACAAAGUAAAAAAGCUUUCCCUCUCUCUUAUUUUUCAUUUGAAAAUCUCCUCAAACGUGACUCUGACAGGACAAUUGUAAUAUCAAGUAUUGUAGCUGCAGCAAGUCCAUUGCAAAAGGCAGCGCGUGCGACGAAAAGAAACGCACGUGCAAUGUUAUGAUCGCGUGCGCUGCCUUUUGCCAUGAACUUAGAGCGCGGGCGCAGCUUGAUUUGUCUUGGUCCAGGCAACUGAGGUCAAACAUAGAUGUGUCUUUUCUAUCGCAAACUCCGAUUGAUCCGUCUGCCAUUAACUCGAAUAUUUGGUUUAUUUCAACACACCGUAAUUGGUUUAUCGUAUGAAAAAAGUGACUAGUUAAAAAUCCGAUUAUUGUUAUCAUAGAAGAACGAAUUUUCUUCAAGCAUUCGCACUUUUUUUUCUUCCUGAAAAUCGUUAACGACUACCGACCGGUCAAUUAUCAUAAUUGAUGGCCUUUCGCAAUGGUGUAAUGUGAGGCCUUUUUUCCUUUUCGCAUAUUCUAACUUUUUAUGUUUUUGUCCGAUAACAGUCCAUGGCACUUGGUGUUCCAGUACUGGCACGAAUCAUUCCUGGAAACUCUGCAGUGAUAAAACACAAAGAAACUGGUAUUCUCUAUAAUUCACCCGAGGUUUGUUACUCAGAUAAAGUUUUCUUUUUCCCGAAAGAAAAGUGACGUAAUUAAAGUAGUAUUGAAUUGACUUUCUAAAGUGCCUCUAAUUGCUCUAUUUAUACAUUUUGAUUUUUAAGAAACACAUCCUAGCCCAAUAAGAUUUUAUCCUUUUUCUGCAUACAUUGCAGUGGCGGAUCUACGGGAGGAGCCGGGGGGGGGCCGCCCCGCCCUCCCCUUCCCUAUUUUGGGUAAAAAAAGAAAGAAUCGCAGAAAGAAGAAAAGCCGGAAGGGCAAGCGACAAAAAACCGGGGUCCCCCCUUAGCUCGAGGUCUGGAUCCGCCACUGCAUUGUUAGUUACCUUGAUUCCGCUUGUCACUGUAAUCAUAUUAGAAAUAUAAGGUUUCAGUUUUUGAAUACUUUUUUUGAAGGCGUUGUGCUAAAUAUGAUGUCUUCAUCGAAACUUUGCUUUCUUUAGCCUGUAUAUCAUUUUGUUGUGUUUUGUUCACUUAAGUUAACAAUACCUGGUGUCAUGACCAGAAGAAAUCGUUGAUGCCAUGAGAAUUUGAAAAGGCCUUAACUGCGCUUAAAAUCGACGCAAAUUAUCAACUAGAAAAUCCAACCACACUAGAAAUAACGUAUUGAAGAAGUCCAGUUUAGUAAUGUACUCUUCACUUUUAACAUUAGAAAAUUGUACCAUGAUGUUUCUUUGUUGUUUCCCUGAAAGGAAUUUAUCACACUUGCCAAAGAAUUAAAGAAAUCUCCUCAACUUCGCAACUACAUAACAACGAAUGCUAAAAAGUACAUUGGCGAGCAUCACUCUGUUGAGAAAGAAACUAAAACAUACAAGUGGCUUGUGAAGAAACUUAUUUCACUUCAGCGGCAACAGUCUGGGUCCACCUUCGAGGAGUCGAGGGAAAUUCUGACAUAG
Messenger RNA from Pocillopora meandrina, 7617 nucleotides. The record is from the annotation of a GenBank genome assembly. NCBI's taxonomy places the organism in Eukaryota, Metazoa, Cnidaria, Anthozoa, Scleractinia, Pocilloporidae.